This is a messenger RNA of Pyrgilauda ruficollis (rufous-necked snowfinch), 8221 nucleotides long. RefSeq names its product zinc finger and BTB domain containing 43 (gene ZBTB43). The record is from RefSeq and is a predicted model, not a curated record. The transcript has 2 exons. The coding region runs from base 1306 to 2700 and encodes 464 amino acids. Gene Ontology annotation, molecular function: RNA polymerase II cis-regulatory region sequence-specific DNA binding; protein binding; DNA-binding transcription factor activity, RNA polymerase II-specific. NCBI's taxonomy places the organism in Eukaryota, Metazoa, Chordata, Aves, Passeriformes, Passeridae. Gene Ontology annotation, biological process: regulation of transcription by RNA polymerase II.
GCAUCUGUAUAAGAAAAUCUGAUUGCUUCAAAAAAUUGAUGUAAUAUUCGCAAGGUAUAAGAUAACUUGAAAUACUUACAUAAUUAUGUCAAAUUGUUUUAAGCAAAGUGGUAAGAAAAAUUAACAAUUGAACUGGCAGGCACAGUAUUCCGUUGCUCACCAGAAAAGUAUUGGCAGCUGAUUCAGUUCUGAAGAGGUUGGUGCUUUGAGGCAAAGAACCUGAGGAGUGCUGAAGACAGUAAAUGUAAAGGUGGUCUUCUGCAAUUAUGUGGGUGGCAACUUCAUGGAACUUGACCACAGAAACCACUUGCUGCUCCAUGGCUCUUCAGGAAUCCCAUAGCACUCAAUUUACACACUAUCAAAUAGAAAAAUAGCACAGGUUUAACUUACUCAAGCAGUUAAUGUUGGUUUUUCAUAGUGGCAUUUAAAUUUCUGCCGUUUCUAAUUACAGUAACAUGCAAAUUUAUCUCAAAUUCAAUUUAAGACUUCACGUAUGCAUUUGAUAAAGUUGUAUUACUGCUAAACGGGCUGUUAAUCUUUUGGUAAAAUAUCUGGAUUAUGUGAGAAUACAGAUGUGAAAAUCUGGGAGCUCUUAUCUGAGAUUUUGUCAUGUAAUUGUUAUGUUGUUACAAAUACAUGAGGAACAAGCAGGAAAAGUUCUGUGCAGCAAAGGUAUCAAUUUCUUGAUUGACCCUUUAAAUUCUGUAUGAACAUUAUAAUCCUAGCACUAACCCAAAUAUCUCAAUAAGCUUGGAAUUAAAAACUGUACAAGCUGUUGCUGUUCCACUUUUCAGUUAGUGAAACAAUAGGGGAAUACAUGAGAAGGAUCAUAAGCCUUACUCUUAGUGGGGUUCUGCCUGUGCUUCCAGUGUCAUCCUGUCAGUUGAUACAGUUGCUUUUGAAAAAUUGAGCUUAAGUGAAAUAUUUCAUGAGUAAAAUCAGUGUUUGUUGGGGGAUAAAUGAGUUGAUUUUGUUGGCAUUUGAAAUAUAAAAUCUUUUGUAUGCUGGUACAAACUGUGGGACAUCCUGGAGUUAGAACUCUACUGUAUAAUUCCAUGAAAUAAUGGUUUCAUCAGCCUAAACUCAUGUUUGAAAUGCUUAGUCUAUCCCAACUGGAUAGCUUGCUGUUUGUAGCUCCUGCUGUAGUUGAUGAGUCCUCUUGAAGAGAAGAAACACAACAAAAUAUGCUGGCAUAGCAAUUUAUGGCCUUAAUGCAGCUGUCAGAAGAGAGAAAUGAGGUGGCUUGAGAGAAAUACAACGGUGGCAAAAGGUUGAGUUCCAUCACAACACUAAAUUUGUAAUGAAAUGGAGUCUGGGUCAAGCUCCUUUCGAGUGGAAUUUCCAGAUUUUUCUAGCACCAUUCUGCAGAAGUUAAACCAGCAGCGCCAGCAAGGACAAUUAUGUGAUGUGUCCAUUGUGGUUCAGGGCCAUCUCUUCAGAGCCCAUAAAGCUGUUCUUGCAGCUAGUUCACCUUACUUCUGUGAUCAGGUUCUCCUGAAAAACAGCAGGCGAAUAGUCCUGCCUGAUGUGAUGAAUCCCAGAGUAUUUGAAAACAUUCUUCUGUCUACCUAUACAGGCCGGCUGGUAAUGCCUGCACCAGAAAUUGUUAGUUAUCUGACAGCAGCAAGUUUCCUUCAGAUGUGGCAUGUAGUGGAUAAGUGCACAGAAGUGCUUGAGGGAAACCCAACAGUUCUGUGUCAGAAGAUGAAUCAUGGCAGUGACCAUCAGUCCCCAAGCAGUAGUAGCUACAAUGGCCUUGUUGAAACGUUUGAACUUGGCUCUGGAGGACAGACAGAAUUCCACAAAGUGCAGGAACUAAGGGAUGGUGAAAAUGAAGAAGAGAGCUCUAAAGAUGAACUGUCAUGUCAGCUGACAGAGCACGAGUACCUUCCCAGUAAUUCUUCAACAGAACACGACAGACUUAGCACUGGAAUGACCAGUCAGGAUGGGGAAGAGGGAACUAGUGAUAGUGCAGAGUACCAGUACAGCAGACCAAUGUAUAGCAAACCCAGUAUCAUGUCUCACAAGCGGUGGAUCCAUGUGAAACCAGAAAGGUUUGAACAAGAGUGUGAAGGCGUUGAUAAUCCUUAUGAUGAACACCAAGUUUCUGAAUCCAUGAAUACCAUCCAGGCAGAUCACUCAAUCCAGUCUUCAGGUGUUGAAGAUUUUCACAUAGGUGACAAAAAGAUGGAAGCAGAAUUUGAUGAACAGGCAGAUGAAAGUAAUUAUGAUGAACAAGUUGACUUCUAUGGCUCGUCUAUGGAAGAAUUUUCCGGUGAAAGGGCAGAUGGAAAUUUAAGUGCUCACAGACAGGAUCUUAUGAUGGCAGCAGGCUAUGGUGAAAGCAUUGAUAUGGCUGCUGGGAUUAAAGAAGAAACGUCUCUCACUGGAUUCUCCCACGCCGAUAAGCUCUAUCCUUGUCAGUGUGGAAAAAGCUUUACACACAAAAGUCAGAGAGAUCGGCAUAUGAGUAUGCACCUUGGUCUUCGACCUUAUGGCUGUGGUGUCUGUGGUAAGAAAUUCAAAAUGAAACACCAUCUUGUAGGCCAUAUGAAAAUUCAUACAGGCAUAAAACCGUAUGAGUGUAACAUCUGUGGGAAAAGAUUUAUGUGGCGGGACAGUUUUCAUCGGCACGUGACCUCUUGUACCAAGUCCUAUCAGGCUUCUAAAGCUGAGCAGAGUACUACUGAGAUGAACUAAGACAUUAGUGCUUACAUUUGUUUAGUAGAGUAAGAAAAAUAAACUAAUUAUGCAAAUAAUGUCUGGUACUUGCUAUUGUAUGUUCUCAAAACAAAAGUUUUAAUAAGUACACUGGUAUAAACAGAUCAAAUGUAUUUUGCUUCCUGCAAUAUUACUCCAGGUGUUUAUUGUGGGAAGUGCAUGUGGUUAAUAUGAAAGGUGCCUGCAAAAUGAGGUUUGAGAUUGGUUGUAAUCACAGCAGUAUUUAGAAGCCGUCUUGUAUUUCCAAGUCAUCUAAAUUCACAGUAAAACUCAGCUCUAAAUUGACAAAAAUCCUGAAAAUACUUAGAUGGACGAGAAAUUCAGGUAGUACUCCUUAAUGGAAAAGAAAACUAAGAUGACCAAACUGGCUUAUAUGAUUCACAUUUAAAUGAAGAAAAACAAAGAUAAUUCCACUUCAAGGUGAAGCAUCAUUAGGUAGUGUGCAUCAUUCAGUAGCCUUUGUUGUAUUGCUUAAUGAGAGGCAGUGGUAAAGGUGGUUUGGUUUUCCGUUAUCCAUCUUCUUUUUUUAAAAUUUAUCUUCAGUAAAACAGAUGUCUAAUUUUGUGUUGAUUUGUGUUUAGAGUCUGUAAUGCACUUAGAGUUUUCACUAUAUAAACUUCAGUAUAUAUUAAGUAUACUUGCUGUUAUAGGGUCUAAUGCUGUAUGACUCUUGACUUCAUUAGAUUUUAAUUACUAUGUUGUGAGAGCUUCUAGAAGUGUGUGUAAUAAAUACGUCUUAUUAAAAAAUAAGACACCAACUAAAAGUAAAAUGUAACAUUUGGAACUUAGUCAAAAUAAUCAAAUAUUUAAAGUGUAAAUUUCUGUUCAAAUUUUUGUGGCUUAGUACAGUAGCAAGUACCAAACUCUGGAUUCAUGAACUGACUUGUUAUUGGUACAAAAACUUCUUUGAGAACUGCUAUCUAGUUUUAGAAACCUGCUUUAGGAAAAUUACAUAGUCAUUGAUAGGUAUUUAUACUUUUAAUUCUUUACUAUUUGAAUAGUAUAUAAUACUGAUUCUUGGUACUGAACUACUGUGACUGGUGAUCACAAGCAGAGUUGUUUGCUUCCUUGAAGUUGCUUGUGGAAAAUAGUAGGAAGUAUGUGAUUUGGGAUCUUCUAAUGGUACUGCAGAACAUGGUACCAUGCUUACGGCUGAAGCUGGUAUUUUUGCUGGGAAAGUGACACUUGUUCUGUGUUAAGAUUAGGAUCUGUGUGGGGGGCUCUCAUUCAUGGAGAUAGAUUGAGGAGUGUGUAUAGUUCUAAGGGAUGCUGCCAGCUCUGCAGAUUGAGUAAAGGCAUCAGUUGUAAAGGUGACAACAGGAUUUUGGAGUUGAAAGCUUAAUGCAGUCCAAUGCAAAAGCAAUUGCUUCUUAGUAAGCAAAAGCUUCUUUGUAGCUUACUGAAAUAUGACAAGGAAAGAACAUACAUAGAAAAUAAUAGAAAGAGGUGAUAACCAAGUACAGUGCUGUCCACAUGGGGAAAAAGUUAACCUGCAUUAAAGACCUAAGCCUAUCUGACCCCAAUUUCUAUGUUAGGUACUGCUGUGUGCAGGAUAAUGUACUGAACAGAUGACCCUGUAUGGUGAAGCAAAACCACACAAAGAUUAUUACACUUCAGAUUCUUUUUUGAACUCCCUGUUAAAAUUGUCUUAAGAUACAACUGAACUGUAUCAUGAAUGUCUGCUGCAAGCUGAGGGUUUUCUACUCAGUGAGCUGUAAUUACUGUAAUUUCUUUACUGGCAUUCUACUUAAAAACAUGAUUUUUUAAGAGGCUCUUAAUUAUUAAUCUCCUAAUGCUUCAAAUAUUUUUUCAUAUGGAAUUUUGUUAAAACAGAUGUUCCCAAGUACAAUGAACCCAUUGCUGGCAAUGGGCAUGAAUGAUCAGCACCACAGAGUUCCUGUUCUUAGCACUUAAUUGAACUCUACAAAUAACAUGGUGGCCAUGUUUAACCUUUGUGACCAAGGUACCGAAACAGGGAUUUUGCUCACUAACACUGUAACCUGCUUAAUAUAUAGCACUUUGUAUUUAAACAAAACAAAACCAAAAAAAAAAACCCACAAAAAAACCACAAAAAAAACAAACAAACAAACAAAAAAAACCCCUCCAAAAACAAAAACAACAAAAAAACCAAACCAUAAUACUUUAUAAGUAUGUUUUUUAAACUUAGAAAUUAUAUUCCCUCUAUGGUUUGUUUACACACUGCUAACACUGUCCUUUUUAAUACUAAAAAAUACUAUAAUGCUUGCCUGUUUACACGAGGGUAGAGGAAAGGGUUCUCGCACUCGGUGGCCCUAUUUUUCCAUUCUCCAAGGCCUUACCACAUACAUGGUGUCAUUUCUGUAAGUACCAUCAUCACAUUUGAAGGAAGGCGUUAGAAUCAUAGGAUGGUUUGGGUUGGAAGGAGACUUUGAAGGUCAUCUACUUCCAACCCUUCUGCCAUAAGCAUGGACACCUUCAGCUAGGCCAGUUUGCUCAGAGCCCCAUCCAGCCUGGCCUUGAACUUGUCCAGGGUGUUUAUUCUCAUACUCAUUUCAAGAAUGAUCUUGUAUAUUACAUUGGUUCUCAGCCCCUUUCCAAUUGUUGCUUCAGUUUUGCAUAAAAUGGUUAAGGGUGCCUCUUCCCAUUUAACCAUAAAAAAGGCUGGACAGAAACACCAGUCUGAAAACUGUGGUCCAAAAAAAAAAAAAAAAAAGUUGAACUCAGACCAUCCUACAGAGCUGCCAGCAAAACUGUUUCUUUUACCAGCUUGGAAUGACUUUUAUAUGGGAUAUUUCAAGGUUUAAUGUUACUUCUAUUUGCAGUUAGAUUACUUUGAAAUAAAGCUUUAAAAUCAAAUGUACUGCGAGAGACACUUUAAAGAUUUUAUAACAGGUUCAGUAGAUGAAAUUGUAGAACCAUGUCCUUUUUUAAUGACUUAGCAUGAAUAGUAACUUUUUAGUAUUUGCCUCUUGCUGUUUUACUCCAUAUUAUGGCAUUGUCUUGAAAGUCCAGCAAAUGUUGCUCCACUGAUUUUUGUAGCACUUGGCUUUCUGCUGUUAAUUUACAUGAAACCAAUUGAUUGCAGGAAAAUACUCGUCUGAUUGUCAUGAGAUCAGGUUGAGAGGACUGAUGAUUUAAGGACAGCUUGAGAUACAUGUCUAAAAUCCUUACUUUUGCAUGUCACAGGUGAAACAGUUGUCUUGUGGUAUUUUUCUUGAACUCAGUUUAUUGCCCUUUGUCAAACUUCUAAUCACCAGUUCAGGUACUGGGGGAGGAAGAUAAAAUAUCACUUAAACCAUCUUCCUCAGGCUCAGCUUAAGUCUCUUCUCCCUGCCUCUUCUCCCUGCCUUUGUAUUCUCAGUUUUCCUUGCUUUCACCAAGAGUUGUACUCAGUUCCUUCCAUUUCCUUUAGUAAGGUGACAGGUCACAGAGGAGGUUGAGGUCAUAUGCACACUUCCUUGUCUGGUGCUUUUCGUUUCUUAGUGGGCGUCCUCUGGUGCUUUGGCCUGGUCAGUGUCACUAUUCAUGGUGACACUGGGCCACAGUCCCUUCAGGGAUGUACGUGUCUGUUCCAGCUUGGUACUUCUGUGGAACUCAGUUAUUUCAGAGGUGUACCUGCUCUAGCAGGGCUUAACUGUAGGCCAAAGUCAUCUUAGAAGUGAAUCUUCUCAGGCAGGGAGUGUGUCCUUCUGUGACUGUGUCUAUACAUGUUCUCAGUGACUUCUUCAGGUGUUUUCCCAAGAGCAGCUCUUCAGUUUCUUCACCUGUAUCCAUGAGUAUGUUCUCCAUGUGUCUCCAUGCACCUCUUGCUAGCAGCUGCUACUUUUCCUUAAGUAUAUUUAAGCAGAAGCAUUAUGUGCACCUCUGGUUGAGAUUUUGGCUUACAGUGGAUUGUUCACAUCCAUUUUUUGUGCACACUGAACUUCUUUUGACUAGUGCAGGGCAGCCUGCAAACUCUAGCCACACAUCACCCCUGCAGUCCCUGCCACUGGUGGCCAGUGCAGUUGAACAUAGCAAGCCAAGACAUACAGAUGCAGCUUCUGUCAAGCUUCUGAUCUUUGCUAAUGGAGGGGUCUUGUUCAAGGUAUGAAAAAUUAUUUCUUACUUGUGGGGAGGAGGGAAGCAAUCCAUAUAUAUAUAUAUGUAUAUAUAUAAUAUGACUGCAUAUGUAUAUGAUGAAUUUCAUUAAUCUUCCCGUAUGCUUCAUUACCUUUGAUGAUGUGGCUGUUGGCUGUAGUAAAGUGAGUGUCUUCUGAAAACCAGCCAUAUGGUAUACCCAGGUGGCUUUCAGACUUUCCUGCUGCUUUGAAGCCAUUCAUUGUCCUAGCAGUGGUAGGAAGACUUAAUGGUACUACAGCUAAGUUCCUUUUCAUUCCAUUUUGUAACUAUGAUGUUAAUUACCAUGGAAUCUGUGUAACUGCCAUUCUGAAAAUUCAACUGUUAGCAGGGUUAAAAUCUGCUUAGGUGUAUAUUGGACCCUUUUGAGGGAGAAGGUUCCUGUUUCACACACCAGUGUUGGUUUGCGGGGUGCUUUUUUGUUGUUUCAUUUUUUAAAGUUUCCUUGUUAGUUUUAUGGGUGAGCAGAUAGACCCUAGAAGAUAUUGUCAGUACAGUUUUUGGUUACAGCUUUUUUCAUCUGAGGUGUGUCUAAGGUUGAGAAACCAUCCUGUAUCAUAAGCACGGCAGAUGAUCAAAGGCUGAUGUAUUGAGCAUUCCAGUGUUAUUGAUCAUGAAAGAAAGGAGGCAUAUCAGGAUUUGUAAUCUCAAUACUUUUGCCUGGGUACCAGCAAGAUGACCUGUCUCUGAAUUAUGAGAGCCCACAGCAGUACAUUGAGUGUUUUGCUAUAAUAGAAUUAGGACCCUUCUCAAAGCAACAAAGGAAAGUUGGGGUUUUUUUGUCUUUUAAAUGCUUCAUUGGGUAGCUUGGCUUCUUUAGCUAUUAGCUGUAAACUGUCAGUGGCCUAGGGGAAGAUGCUGGAAGAGAAGAUGGUAUAUUUUUAAUGUGAUUAAAUUGCAAGUUCUGAUUUUUGCUUCAAGCCUGUGUCUGUCGAUUGCUGCUCCUUUUUUUUUUUUUAAUUCAUGGGAUUCCAUAUUUCUUUCAGAAAUGUAACUGUUUAUGCAAGUCAAGUGAAUCUUCCUUAAUGAGCUAUAAGUUUUUAUUCUAAACAAGUCAUUUAUAAUAGUAAAUUUGCAUAUCUUGAUAUUUUGUGAGAUGUUAUGCCUGUAUUGCAGAGGUUGGAUAGUUUUGUCUAUAAAUAUUGCUGUCCUAAUUGUACAGCAUGGUUUUAAUUUAAUGUUACUGUUCAAUAUUUUCUUCUUAUAGAAGAGUCCCAUGCCCCUUUUUUUCUAUAACAUGUUUUAAUAAAUGUUAUCUGUCAACUUUGUAAAUGUUUUCUUAAGCUUGAAUGAAAGGAAUGCAUGUCUAGUACUAGUAUUUAAUAUUUCACUUUGCCAAAAUAAGUGCUCAAAAGUAAAAAUCCAAGAGUUGUUGAUAUAUAACUUUAUUAAAUAUAUUAAAAAG